ACAUUUGAAUACCUGUCCCCCCAUGCAAAUGCCCCCCUCACAUCUGUGCACCCAGCCGCAGAGGUUCACCAAGCUAAUCCGCCGCCAGUUCAGCACCGACCAGCCCCAAAGAGGAGACGGUCUUCAGGAGAGGAGGCUGGUUCUUACUUGCGGUGCGCUUUUACGCACAAUGCCGCGCUCUUCCUCUCUGCUUUUUUCCACUUAACCGAGGGACCGUCCAGCCAUCAGCAGGAACACAAGGAGAGAAAAGGCUGUUUCAGCAGGUAAACCCUGCAGAGGACACUCUGACGCGCGCUGGUUCCUCUUUUGCUCUCCGCCGCCUCGGCCACUUCCUCCUCCGGACUGUUCAGCGCGCUGCUUCAGAGCCUCAAAGAGGUCCUGUCCGCAUCAGGAUCCGAACCCGGACUGCAUCAGGGAGGGAUGGAAGCUACUUAGAAGAAACUGCAAGGACAGGAGUAUUCUUCAAACACGCACUUUCCAAUCUAACAGAGUUUUCCCGUCCAGGAGCAGAGGAAUUCCAGAGGAUCGGAUAUUUGUGGUCCUGCAGAGGGCGCCAUGGGUUGUGUCGGCUCGAAGAAAGAGCAGGAGUCCUUCGGCAAAGGGACGGGAACCGACGAGCAGCAGAGCCGAGCGCAGACGCCUCACUACGUCAAAGACCCCACCAUGGGAAGCUCCGGGAGCAAAGCCAGCAAACUUCCUGCCAACGCUGCAUCUUCAGAUGGAGACAGCAUUGCCAUGGCGCUGUACGACUAUGAGGCCAUUCAUGACGGGGACCUCGGGUUCAAGAAGGGAGAUAAGCUCAGAAUCUUAGAGGAAUCUGGCGAGUGGUGGAGAGCGAUGUUGAUAAGCACCGGGAAAGAAGGAUACAUCCCCAGUAACUAUGUGGCCAAAGACACUCUGGAGGCAGAGGAGUGGUUCUUUAAGGGCGUCAGCAGGAAAGACGCAGAGAGGCAGCUCCUGGCGCAGGGCAACAAAGUGGGCUCCUUCAUGAUCCGGGACAGCGAGACCACCAAGGGCAGCUACUCUCUGUCGGUCAGGGACCACGAUGCUCACACCGGGGACACCGUCAAACAUUAUAAGAUCCGAACGCUGGACAACGGAGGAUUCUACAUCUCUCCUCGCAUCACCUUCAGCACGCUGCAGGAGCUGGUCAGCCAUUACAAGAAGCAGGGAGACGGGCUGUGCCAGGCCCUGACCACCGCCUGCCUGAGCCCCAAACCCGAGAAGCCCUGGGAGAAAGACGCCUGGGAGAUCCCCAGGUCCUCGCUCAAGCUGGAGAAGCGGCUGGGCGCCGGCCAGUUCGGAGAAGUGUGGUUGGCCACGUACAACAAGCACACCAAGGUGGCGGUGAAGACCAUGAAGCCCGGCAGCAUGUCGGUGGAGGCCUUCCUGAUGGAGGCCAACCUGAUGAAGAGCCUGCAGCACGACAAGCUGGUCCGGCUCAACGCCGUGGUCACCAAGGAGGAGCCCAUCUACAUCAUCACAGAGUACAUGGAGAAAGGUAGUUUAUUAGACUUCUUGAAGAGUGAUGAAGGAAACCGUCUCCAGCUUCCAAAGCUCAUCGACUUCUCCGCCCAGAUUGCCGAGGGGAUGGCUUUCAUCGAGCAGAGGAACUACAUCCACCGGGACCUGCGGGCCGCCAACAUCCUGGUCAAUAAGAGUCUCGUGUGCAAAAUCGCCGACUUCGGCCUCGCUCGAAUCAUCGAGGACAACGAGUACACAGCCAGGGAAGGAGCCAAGUUCCCCAUCAAGUGGACGGCUCCCGAGGCCAUCAACUACGGCUCUUUCACCAUCAAAUCCGACGUCUGGUCCUUCGGCAUCCUGCUGACUGAGAUCAUCAGCUAUGGACGCACGCCAUAUCCAGGGAUGACCAACCCGGAGGUGAUCCGCGCCCUGGAGAAGGGCUACCGGAUGCAGCGUCUGGACAGCUGCCCCACCGAGCUCCACCAGAUCAUGCUGGAGUGCUGGAAGAACAAGCCCGAGGAGCGGCCCACCUUCGACUACCUGCAGAGCGUGCUGGAGGAUUUCUACACAGCCACAGAGAGCCAGUACCAGCAGCAGCCAUGAAGCACACACACACACACACACACACACACACACACACACACACACACACACACACACACACACCUGCAAUAAUACACAGUAAGAAGGGACUGUACUGUAAAUUAUUCUCUUUUUCUCUUAAAAGGCCUUUUCAAAUAAUUUUUCUGUUAAUCUUACAACCUAUGAAUUUCAUUUUAGCAGCUUUUAACGACAAGAGAUUUCAUGUUUGUUUCUUCAAAUAAAUGUUUUCUUACAAAUGCAAUAUUUCAUGUAAAAUUUCACAAAGCUGUUUUUUUUUUUUUUGCAAAAAGCAAUAUUUGCAGGAACUUCAGUUUCUGUGUCUUUCCAAUGUGUGGAGAAAGACCAGCACACACACACACACACACACACACACACACACACACACACACACACACACACACACACACACACACACACACACACACACACACAGUUUGCUGUGAAGCGGG
Molecule: messenger RNA, 2516 nt
Organism: Salarias fasciatus (jewelled blenny)
Lineage: Eukaryota; Metazoa; Chordata; Actinopteri; Blenniiformes; Blenniidae
Gene: hck
Product: HCK proto-oncogene, Src family tyrosine kinase
Exons: 13
Coding region: 556-2067 (503 amino acids)
Biological process (GO): protein phosphorylation
Molecular function (GO): protein tyrosine kinase activity; ATP binding; protein binding
Source: RefSeq, a predicted model, not a curated record